Molecule: messenger RNA, 2983 nt
Organism: Trichoplusia ni (cabbage looper)
Lineage: Eukaryota; Metazoa; Arthropoda; Insecta; Lepidoptera; Noctuidae
Gene: ash2
Product: set1/Ash2 histone methyltransferase complex subunit ASH2
Exons: 10
Coding region: 216-1937 (573 amino acids)
Cellular component (GO): Set1C/COMPASS complex
Molecular function (GO): transcription cis-regulatory region binding; protein binding
Source: RefSeq, a predicted model, not a curated record
ACCGUAAACGCUAGCGCCAUCUUCCAACGCAUAUUCGCAACACUUGUUAUUCUUUACUUGUAUGGACUAAAAACACUUUGCACUGUUUCCAUGUUACGAUUUUGCAUUCUAUUUACUACGGAAUGCAAUCUUUAUCUUUAUUAUUGACAGUAUUAUUAUAAUAUGAGACGAUCAAGUAUACGUAUUUUGUUAGAAAAAGCGAAAUAACUUAGACAAUGUCUUCAGCGACAGGGGACUCCAUAAGAAAAUCUGCUGAGGCAGAUGUUGCCUCCAACAAUGUUUAUAACAAUCAAUCAGAAUCUCAAAAGCCGGGGGAUAACGGCGAAAAGAAUAAAACGAAUAAAUCCUCUUCUGAAUCUCAAGGCAAUUGUUACUGCGGGAAAGAUCGGAACCUGAAUAUUGCUGAGUUAUUGUGUGCCUCUUGUAAUAGAUGGUUUCACGAAUCAUGUAUUGGGUACCAGUUGGGAAAGUUGGUGCCAUUUAUGACAAACUACUUGUUUAUUUGCAAGAACUGCUCACCAACUGGACUUGAAACUUUCAAGAAGAACCAAGCUCAAUUCCCACAAAUGUGUUUGACGGCAAUAGCAAACUUGAGACAGGAGUCAGUGAAGGACAACAGCAACAGAGCCCUGUUCAGUAAGGAUAGAGAGAUCAUACCAUACAUAGACCAGUACUGGGAAGCAAUGACUACCAUGCCUAGAAGAGUUACUCAGUCCUGGUACGCUACAGUGCAGAGGGCCCUCAUAAAAGACAUUCAAGUACUGUUUACGUAUGAGGAGGACGCAAACCAGGGACCAAUGUUUGGGCUCUACAAUAUGGAGCUCACGGCUAUCAAGCCCAACUAUGAGGCUAUGAUUAAGCAAGGGCAGCUUAAAGUCACCGACAUGGGCAUUGCUACAAUUCCAUUAGCUGGCAAUGUGAAGGGCAGGCAGGGUAAGCGGCGGCCGGCAGUGGGUGGCGCCACUGACGCCGGCGCGCCCGUCGGGAAGAAAGGACGCACCGCGGACCUCGGGGCCCUCAAGCUGCCCUCGCACGGGUACCCUACUGAACAUCCCUUCAACAAGGAUGGCUACCGGUACAUACUGGCUGAACCUGACCCUCACGCGCCCUUUAGACAGGAAUUCGACGAGAGCAAUGAAUGGAGUGGAAAGCCCAUCCCUGGUUGGUUGUACCGCUCGCUGUGUCCUGGCGUAGUGUUGCUGGCGCUGCACGACCGCGCGCCGCAGCUCAAGGUGUCGGAGGACAGGCUCGCGGUCACCGGGGAGAAGGGCUACUGCAUGGUGCGGGCCACGCAUGGCGUGUCCCGCGGCAGCUGGUACUGGGAGGUGUGCGUGGAGGAGCUGCCGGAGGGCGCGGCGGCGCGCCUGGGCUGGGGCCGGCGCUACGCCAACCUGCAGGCGCCGCUCGGCUACGACAAGUUCGGCUACUCCUGGCGCAGCCGCAAGGGCACGCGGUUCCACGAGUCCCGCGGAAAGCACUACAGCAGCGGCUACGGCGAGGGUGACACACUUGGAUUCCUCGUAGUUCUGCCCGAGAGCGUGUCUACUAAGUACACACCCAACACCUAUAAAGACAGGCCAUUAGUAAAAUUCAAGAGUCACCUGUACUACGAAGACAAGGAUAAUAUUCAAGAAUCUCUGAACAAUCUCAAGCCUUUGCCGGGCAGUAAGAUAUACUUCUUCAAGAAUGGCGAAUGUCAAGGCGAGGCCUUCGUGGACAUCAACGAAGGAUGCUAUUACCCCACAGUGUCACUACAUAAGAACGUCACUGUUAGUGUCAACUUUGGACCCAAUUUUAAGUAUCCGCCGACCAGCGAAUACAAGUACAGACCGAUGUCGGAAAAAGCUGAAGAAGCGAUCUGCGAGCAAACUAUGGCUGAUUUACUAUACCUCACAGAAAACGAGGGAAAGCUACGACUCGAUAACUUCAACCUCUGAUACAACUAACACCGUUUUACGGUGUUUGUGAAUGAAUGGACUGAGUGUAGUGUUGUGUAUAAGUGUUAUUUUAUCAAGAAAUUAAUAUAAUACUGAUGAAGCCUGCUAUUUACCAUGAUACUGCACUGAAAAGCUAGAGACAACUGAUCCCAUGCACACAGCAUAUUUUGCAAUGUGUUUUGAUAUGUGGACUUUUAAUAUGAAAAAUUGAACAAUAAAAUCACAAUCAUUUAAAGUAAUUCUAUCGUGGUGGUUUCUUAGUUUUACGCGAAUGUUAGACAAUGAAAUAAAACUACUUUUACGGAGUCUGUCCGUGACCAUGAUACCUGCAAAGGUGUCGAAACGUCGGGAACUAAGAUCUAAAAUUAAACCACGAUAAAAUCCGUAAAGUAGUUUUAUUUAAAUUCUAUCAUACUAUUAAGUUGUGUAUAUGGGAUCACUUUCUUUGUAGCUUUAAUGACGUGUCUGAUUGAAAACCUUUUUAUGUUGUCCUAUCAAAAUGCAACCUGAACAAUAUUUUAUGCAAAAAAUUGUUAAAGUCAUCUAUUGUAUAUGAUAAUAUCAGAAAUAUAAAUGUAUGCAAAUACAUUGACUGUAUUUGUGUAGUUACUGAUGUUAAGGUGAAACUACGAAAAUAUCAAAUAAAUCUCUUUAAAUCAAAGGUGAAAAUAUGAUCAAAAAUUAUUGUGAACAAUUUUAUCUGAAGUGUAUACAUAUAAUGUUAAAUUGCGCAUUUUGUACAGUUUUAACUAAUAUCUAAUUGGAAAGUAUUGAAAAAGUAUCAAAAUGAUUAAAAUAGUCAUUAAAUAAAUAUUGAACUCUUAUGUUUGAACAGUAUAAUAUUGCUAAGUAUUUCACUUUAUGGUGAUCAUAGUACAUUUUUGUACAAUUUCCAGAUUAUUAAGAAAAAUAUGUAAUACAUAUUAUAUAAUAUUAUUUUCUUAAUAUGAAUUGGUUAAUGGUUCACUACCAAUUGAUCUGCAUUGAAAAGUCCAAUUAGAAAAGUAAGAAAUGGUGUAAGAAUAAAGCUUUUCCUCUUCUUAAAA